AUGGCCCAUAGUGAUACUGAUGAGGAACUAAGAAAGCUCUUUGCCACACACAGCUUGUCAGAACAGCUUGUAAGCGAUAAUAGACCUCAAUUCAUAGGAGAUGAAUUCGGACAAUUCAUGCGACAAAGUAAUGGUAUUAAUCACAUUAAGUCAGCUCUGUACCACCCAGCCACAAAUGGAAUGGCUGAACGUUUUGUACAGACAUUCAAGCAAGCUCUCUUCGCAGCACUGGCGGAAAAGAAAUCUAUCUCUUGGAAGCUGGCAAACUUUUUGCUGGCCUACAGAUCAACCCCACAUGCCUUGACUGGAGAGACACCAACUGUGCUCCUCAUAGGGAGAAACAUCAGGACAAGGCUUGAUAUACUGAAGCCUAACUUACGGAAGCAAGUGGAAGACAAACAGCAAGAUCGAGAGUUACAGUCAAUUCACAGCCCUGCCAGAAAGCUAGAAGAGUCUGCAGUGACUCCAAACUUUAAUAAGGAACAGUACACAUCGCGAUUAAACCCAGCGGUGUUGGCAGCAACACCACAAUCAGCAAGUACCGUGGAGAAUGAAGAAUUACAGGCUUCCACUAUGAGUGGCAUGGAGGAACCAAGGACCAAAGAUACACAUGUUGACAACACCCCUGACAACCCUACCAGCAGCCAAAGUGAGACCAUGGUUAGCAGUCCAGCAACACCACCAUGCAGACGUUAUCCCCUUCGGCUACAGAAGCCACCAGAGAGACUGAAGCUGUAA
Pocillopora verrucosa is the source of this 738-nucleotide messenger RNA. The record is from RefSeq and is a predicted model, not a curated record. Lineage: Eukaryota; Metazoa; Cnidaria; Anthozoa; Scleractinia; Pocilloporidae.